GAGGGCUUAGCGCAGGGCUGGGGCUCCGCUAUAAAUCCGGGCGAGGGGCUGAGCCAGCACAGAGCUCUGCUUCGCUGCUGCACCGCUGUGCCCCACGCCGGGACGCCGUGCUCGGCCCACCCUGCCCCUCGCAUCCUCGUCCACCCGGGUCCUCACCAUGCCGGAGUGCUGGGAUGGGGAACAUGACAUCGAGACCCCCUAUGGGCUGCUGCAUGUGGUCAUCCGGGGCUCGCCCAAGGGGAAUCGCCUGGCCAUCCUGACGUACCAUGAUGUGGGCCUCAACCACAAGCUUUGCUUCAACACCUUCUUCAACUACGAAGAUAUGCAGGAGAUCACGAAGCACUUUGUGGUGUGCCACGUGGACGCGCCGGGCCAGCAGGCAGGAGCCUCGCAGUUCCCGCAGGGGUACCAGUACCCAUCCAUGGACCAGCUGGCCGCCAUGUUACCCAGCGUGGUGCAGCAUUUCGGGUUCAAGUACGUGAUUGGGAUCGGUGUAGGGGCAGGAGCCUACGUGCUGGCCAAGUUUGCGCUCAUCUUCCCUGACCUGGUCGAAGGACUGGUCCUCAUGAACAUCGACCCCAACGGCAAAGGCUGGAUUGACUGGGCAGCUGCCAAGGUGGGGGGUGUCUUCGCAGCACCUGGCAGCACGUGCCCUGAUCUCCGUCCCGUGCCAGCACAGGAGGAGCUGGUGAACAACACGGAGCUGGUGCAGAGUUACCGACAGCAGAUUGGCAGUGUGGUGAACCAGUUCAACCUCCAGCUCUUCCUCAACAUGUACAACAGCCGCAGGGACCUGGACAUCAACCGGCCUGGGACUGUGCCCAAUGCCAAGACGCUGCGCUGCCCUGUGAUGCUGGUGAUCGGAGACACCGCGCCUGCUGAAGAGGGGGUGGUGGAGUGCAACUCCAAGCUGGAUCCCACCAACACCACCUUCCUGAAGAUGGCUGACUCCGGUGGGCUGCCCCAGGUUACACAGCCCGGCAAGCUGACCGAAGCCUUCAAGUACUUCCUGCAAGGCAUGGGCUACAUGCCAUCCGCCAGCAUGACCCGCCUGGCACGCUCCCGCACGGCCUCCCUCACCAGCGCCAGCUCGGUGGAUGGCACCCGCCCGCGUGCCUGCACCCACUCGGAGAGCAGCGAGGCCAUGGGGCAGAUCAACCACACCAUGGAGGUAUCGUGCUGAGGUCCAUGCCCGCCACCGACAUCUCCUCCAGAGCCAUCUCCCAUCCGUCAGCAUCCCGCCAGCACCCACCCGCCCCGUGGAUGUCCUCCAUCAGGGCCCUCGCU
This is a messenger RNA of Opisthocomus hoazin, 1287 nucleotides long. Lineage: Eukaryota; Metazoa; Chordata; Aves; Opisthocomiformes; Opisthocomidae. The record is from RefSeq and is a predicted model, not a curated record.